Xiphophorus couchianus (Monterrey platyfish) is the source of this 824-nucleotide messenger RNA. RefSeq names its product apoptosis-associated speck-like protein containing a CARD. NCBI's taxonomy places the organism in Eukaryota, Metazoa, Chordata, Actinopteri, Cyprinodontiformes, Poeciliidae. The record is from RefSeq and is a predicted model, not a curated record. Gene Ontology annotation, biological process: innate immune response; inflammatory response; regulation of apoptotic process. The transcript has 3 exons. Bases 167 to 727 code for a protein of 186 amino acids.
AUCUGCAGGCCUGCGAGGAAUUGACCAUUUUCAUGAAUAUUAGGAAGUUAUGUCGAAACCGCAUUUUCCCACAAUACCUAAACGCUCCACGUCAACUGAUAGCGGAAUAGUGUCAGAAUCUGACCGGAGAUCAGGCCGUCGCAGCACAUCUGGAUCAUUCUGAGAAAUGCCUCCAAAAACGGCCAAAAAGAUUUUAAGUAACAAACUGGAGGAUCUGUCCGCCGAAAACUUUAAGAAGUUCCGAAGAGAACUGGUGGACCGGAAGGACGGGGUCAAGAUGAACCAGGUGGAGGAGAAGGACUACAUGGUGGUUUCAGAGGUGAUGAUCAACGUUUACACGGAGAAAGAAGCUCUGAAGGUGGCGGAGGAAAUCUUCAGAGAGAUCCGCUGCAAGCAGGACGCGGACGAACUGGUUGAAGAGGCUAAAAAAGCAGGUUUGUGUUCGGCCGCUGAAGGAUCCAGUGAAGAGGAACACUUCGUGGACAGACACAGGACUGAGCUGAUCCAGAGAGUCACCACCGUUGCGCCCAUUUUGGACAAGCUCUUAAAAGCCAAAGUUAUCCAAAAUGAAGCUUAUGAUGAGAUAAUGGGGCUGCGGCCCUCCCAGAACCAGAUGAGAAGGGUGUACGGAUCUGUACAAGGAGCCGGCAGGAGCGCAAAGGAUCUCUUCCUCCAAAUCCUGAAGGAUCAGCAACCUUUCCUCAUCGAUGACCUGAUGAAAAAAUAAAUCCUGGAAGAAAAUUAAAUCUAUUUUAAACAUAGAAUGAAAAAAACACAUUAAAACCACUUUUAUUCCAGAAGAAUAAAGAGUUGCUUCAUUUGUU